Molecule: messenger RNA, 1200 nt
Organism: Mesorhabditis spiculigera
Lineage: Eukaryota; Metazoa; Nematoda; Chromadorea; Rhabditida; Rhabditidae
Source: the annotation of a GenBank genome assembly
AUGACUUCUCGAAUCCUGGACUCGCCAAUAACCUGGGAAAUGCUAGAGGCUGAUUUGAAGAGGAAAUACAAAACGGCAGCGCGAACAGGUUCAGGUCGAAGAGCCGAAUUUUUUGCCGGAGGGAUGGGCUUCAUCUCCAAAAUAGCGUUGGUCCAGUUUGAUUGGAGUGAAGAUCGGGAUCGUUUACCGGAAAGUGCUAUAGUCAAGAUUACGGUACAAGACCCUGAUUUUGACUACACCAAACAAACGGCUCUGGGUCGGCCGAGGAAGUUGGACGAGGGUUAUCUUCACAAUAACGAACUGUCAUUCUACAACAAGGCGUCGGACCCCAGGAAAGUGCCCGCCGAUCUGAAAAUUCCAAAAUUUUUCUGUGGACGCGCGCAUGGAGCGGACAACGUUGAAGCUGGCUACAUAGCUCUCGAGCGCAUUAAAGAAACCGUUGGCCGCCAUUUCUACGAUAACGUCUGCCGGACCGGGGCUUUCGAGGCGCUCGACGAGUUGGUGAAGCUCGCGGCUUUUAGCCUAAAUGACCCGGAGAGCCUAGUGGGCUGGCCGGACAAUUCAAAGUCAAUUCCGGCUAACGUUUUGGCCCGCUUUCACGAUGAGGGACCGGGGUUGGUUAAGCUGAUGCUGAGCGCAAAAUUACAGUAUCCAGAGCUGGCUGAUGAAAUGGAUUUGAUGAUCCAAUGGAUACCCCGAUUUUUUGAUGAUUUUGCGAAUUUCACAGAGCUCAGGAACAGCACUUGUCCGGCCCCAAUUUUGUGCCAGGGCGACAUAUGGAACCCGAAUAUUUUAUGGAAACUGGAUGGAAACGGGGCCUACCACGUUGAUAAAGUGAUCGAUUGGCAGUACGUUCACGUCGGAUCAGCCGUCGAAGAUUUGAUACUUUUCCUACACGCUGGGACCUCGGCAGAGGAUAUCGAGGAAAAUCUGUUUGUAUAUCUCAAUUAUUACUACAACGAAUUGGCCUCAAGAUUGAACCCUGGCGCCGUAAUGCCGUGGAAUUCUGUCCAAGAGUUAUUGAAACAAUAUGAAAUUGCGUAUAUUUAUAUGACAAUGCUACUACUUCCAAUAACGAUAAAAAUGUUGAAGCUUGACGAUCUGGCAGGGGGCAAGGAAAAAGCGCAAAGGACGCUCGAUGCGAAAAUUGGGAAACAGGCAAAGGAUACUGCUCGGUUUUUGAAAAGGCAUUUUAUGGAA